This is a messenger RNA of Cooperia oncophora, 459 nucleotides long. The record is from the annotation of a GenBank genome assembly. NCBI's taxonomy places the organism in Eukaryota, Metazoa, Nematoda, Chromadorea, Rhabditida, Trichostrongylidae.
AUGGUGCAUGAAAAACGUUCCGAUGAAAAGAUAGACGGAGCUAAUGUGGCUAUUUCAGUUAAUGCUAUUGAAAAUGGCUGCGACGAUGCCGAUCCAAAGUGUCCGGAAUGGGCAGCUGAGGGCGAAUGCUCGUCGAACGCCGUUUGGAUGAUGGCAAAUUGUCGAAAGUCGUGCCAUUCGUGCCAAGGUGGCGAUAAGGCAUGGAAAUUGCGGACUCAUAUUCAGGCCAACUAUCAUAAUGCUAGCGAUAGCACGACUAGAAUUGUACGAGUUGAAAGCGUUCGAGUGAACAACGUGGAGAUAGACGAGAAGAAGCAGAACGUUAAAGUCUUCGGCCGAUUUGUCCUGAGUUGGAACGACACAAACAUCUCGUGGGACAAGAACCAAUGGGGUCUCAGCUGGCUGAACUUCUACUGGAUUCAGAUUUGGACGCCACAGAUCGUUCAGCUGAACGGGUGA